Molecule: messenger RNA, 8143 nt
Organism: Conger conger (European conger)
Lineage: Eukaryota; Metazoa; Chordata; Actinopteri; Anguilliformes; Congridae
Product: protein bicaudal D homolog 2-like
Exons: 7
Coding region: 312-2846 (844 amino acids)
Biological process (GO): microtubule anchoring at microtubule organizing center; regulation of microtubule cytoskeleton organization; protein localization to organelle
Cellular component (GO): Golgi apparatus; cytosol
Molecular function (GO): dynein complex binding; cytoskeletal adaptor activity; dynactin binding
Source: RefSeq, a predicted model, not a curated record
CCCAAUCUCUUCUAGCGCAGGAGAAGCUAACGGGAGCACCGACUGCAACCAUGAAGCAGAUUUAAAAGAAAACAACGUAGGGUCUUCAUCCGUAAGACAACCAAAUUUACCUUUACAUCACAAAAGGCGGAUCGCAGCACGAAACGCACGGAAAACAACCAUGCAGUUCAAAUACAGAAGACUUUAAAUGAAAUAAUAUAUUUCACUAAAGGAUUGUUGCGAUCCUUCAAGGUUGGAUCUGCUAGAGGUUCUCCCUUAUCGCCUUAGAUUAGCCCAGUGCGGCGGCUGAGGUUUAUCCCCGGCCGGCUAACAUGUCCGUGGAGGAACAGGGCUAUCCUGAAGCGAUGGUGGUGACCGAAGAGGGACCAGAGUGGCUGCGGGCUGAGAUAGAGCGCCUUUCCCGGGAGCUGAGCGAGACGACCCAUGAGAAGAUCCAGGCAGCGGAGUACGGUCUUGCCGUGCUGGAGGAAAAGCAGCAACUGAAACAGCAAUUUGACGACCUGGAAAUCGAAUAUGAGACCGUUCGUCAGGAACUCGACCAGCUUAAGGAGGCCUUUGGACAAGCUCACUCCAACCACAAGAAGGUGGCGGCGGAUGGGGAGAGCCGGGAGGAGUCGCUCAUCCAGGAGUCGGCCUCCAAAGAGGCGUACUACGAGCAGAGGGUCCUGGAGCUGCAGACGGAGCUCAGGCAGAUGAGGAACGUCCUGACCAACACCCAGUCUGAGAACGAGCGUCUGGCCUCUCUGGCCCAGGAGCUGAGAGAGAACAGCCAGGUGGUAGAACUGCAGCGAAGCCGGCUUCGUGAUGACAUCAAGGAGUACAAGUUCCGGGAGGCGCGCCUGUUACAGGACUACACCGAGCUGGAGGAGGAGAACAUCUCGCUGCAGAAGCAGGUGUCCGUACUCAAGCAGAGUCAGGUGGAGUUUGAGGGGCUGAAGCACGAGAUCCGCAGGUUGGAGGAGGACAUGGAGUUCCUCAACAGCCAGCUGGAGGACGCCAUCCGACUGAAGGAGAUCGCCGAGCGGCAGUUGGGGGAGGCCCUGGAGACCAUCAAGACGGAGCGCGAGCAGAAGAACAACCUGCGCAAGGAGCUGUCGCACUACAUGAGCAUCGGGGACACCAUGUACCACAGUCCCCUCAGCAUCUCCCUGGACGGCCUGAAGUUCAGCGACGACGCCGCCGAGCCCAACAACGACGACGCGCUCAACGGCUACGAGAGCAGCUUCAGCAAGCUGGCCAACGGCCCCGCGGACAACAAGGUCUCCACGCCCAAGAAGAACGACCUCUUCAACCCCGCCCCCAGCCUGGUCAACGACCUGCUCAGCGAGCUCAACAUCUCGGAGAUCCAGAAGCUCAAACAGCAGCUCAUGCAGGUGGAGAGGGAGAAGGUGAACCUGCUGGCCACCCUGCAGGACUCCCAGAAGCAGCUUGAGCACGCCCGUGGGGCUCUGUCCGAGCAGCACGAGAAGGUCAGCCGGCUCACCGAGAACCUCAACGCCAUGAAGAAGCUGCAGGCCAGCAAGGAGCGGCAGUCGGCCCUGGACAACGAGAAGGAGCGCGACAGCCAUGAGGACGGCGACUACUAUGAGGUGGACAUCAACGGGCCCGAGAUCCUGGAGUGCAAGUACAAGGUGGCCGUUUCGGAGAUCGGCGACCUGAAGGAGGAGCUGAAGGGACUGAAGGUGAAGUACGAGGACUGCCAGUCCAAGUACGAGGAGGAGAAGGGCCGCCUGGAGAGCGACGUGUCGGUGCUGUCGGAGAAUCUGUCCUCCCUGGAGAAGACCAACCGCACGGACCGGGACCAGGUGGUGCGGCUGGAGAAGGAGCUGAAGAAGGUGAGCGACGUGGCCGGGGAGUCGCAGGGAAGCCUCAGCGUCGCCCAGGACGAGCUGGUCACCUUCAGCGAGGAGCUGGCCAACCUCUACAACCACGUCUGCAUGUGCAACAACGAGACGCCCAACCGCGUGAUGCUCGACUUCUACAAGGAGGGCAAGGGAGGCCGCAGCAGCCCCGAGGGCCGGGGCAGGCGCUCCCCGAUCCUGCUCACCAAAGGGCUCUUCCCCGAACCCGCCAAGGCCGAAAACGGCGACGCAACCCCGUCCCCCGUCUCCUCGCUCCCCUCCCCCGUCAGGGAGCCCAUGAACAUCUACAACCUGGUGGCCAUCAUCAGGGACCAGAUCAAGCACCUGCAGAUGGCGGUCGACCGCACCACGGAGCUGUCCCGCCAGAGGGUGGCCACCCUGGAGCUGGGGCCCGUGGCGGACAAGGACAAGGAGGCCUGCAUGGAGGAGAUCCUGAAGCUCAAGUCCCUCCUGAGCACCAAGCGAGAGCAGAUCGCCACCCUGAGGACCGUGCUCAAGGCCAACAAGCAGACGGCUGAGGUGGCGCUGGCCAACCUGAAGAGUAAGUAUGAGAACGAGAAGGCCAUGGUGACCGAGACCAUGAUGAAGCUUCGCAACGAGCUGAAGGCCCUGAAGGAGGACGCCGCCACCUUCUCCUCACUCAGAGCCAUGUUCGCCACGCGGUGUGACGAGUACGUGACGCAGCUGGACGAGAUGCAGAGGCAGCUGGCGGCGGCCGAGGACGAGAAGAAGACGCUGAACUCCCUGCUGCGCAUGGCCAUCCAGCAGAAGCUGGCCCUGACGCAGCGGCUGGAGGACCUGGAGUUCGACCACGAGCAGUCGCGGCGAGGCGGGCGGAGCAAGGCCUCCUCCGCCCGCGGGAAGGGCGCCCCCGCCAACCCCCACGUAAGUCACGGGCACUCCUGCGCCGUGCGGCCCGAACCCGGCAGCGUGGCUGGCCCCGUGGUCUUCUGCAGUGAGAAGUACAAGAUCUACUGCGACUAGACGCCGCGGCUCUGUACAGAGGGGACCCCCGGCCUCCCCGCCCUAGUUUAAGCCCCCCCAUGCUUAGCGCUCCGUGUGUCAGGUCUGCGGUUAGAGGCGCUGUCGCAGCGCCGCGCAGACGGCCGUCACGCCUGCUCGUAUAUGCGUAUGGGAAUGCAUAGUAAUGUAUGGCAUGACGAUAGCUCUUUACAGUUUGCGUUGGGUUUUUGCUGUUGAGGAAUUUCUCGUGCUGUUUGUGAAGGCCUGCAGUUUCCCGCUUGUAGUGACCUGCGUCCGUGGGCUGGUAGCGUGGGGCCGCGCAUCGACGAUGGCGUUUCCUCUUCCUCUGUCCUCUCCCCUCUCCUGUAGCAGACCUAACGCUAGCCUCUGCUCCCUCCUCUUCCUCUUCCUGGAGCCCCGGCCCAGGGCCUGGCUCAGCUGGGCGGACUGUCCGCUCACGCCGCACACAAUAUGCAGAAAUAUGCAAACCUCCCCUCAUUCCUGGGGGAACUUGGCCUCACCAGCCAGAGAACACUGGCUUCAUGAGACCUGUAAUCUGGAAGAAAAAAAAAGCCUGAUGAUGAUUGGGAAUCCCAAUUGGAUGAGAUUCAAUUCCAAAACCUUUUCCAAUUGGCUGUUGGCAGUCUUGAUGGAGGGGGGAUCUGCUGAACCCCAAUGCGGAUGUACAGGUCUGUUCAGAGAACCUAUCGCAUUGCUACGCUUUACGGUAUCUGUGCCACUAGUUCAAUUAAAGCUGUUUUUGUUUCUUUAAAGCUGGCUGCACGCAAUGCAAGCACAUAUUCCACAGGGCUCUACAUUGGAAAGAGAUGCACGGUACAUGUCUUUGGCAGAUUUCAAAGAAACCAUAGGGCUUUUCCUCAUGACUAAACCUGUUCUGAGGAGUUCUUUCAGAGCCAUAUAUAAAGUGAGAGAAAAUCGAUCUCCACGUCCAAAUUAAGUGCACUUCAUAUUCGGUGCCUCAACCCUCUGAACUGUGAACAGCUGAGAGUGUCUGCUGUUCAAAUCAAAGAACACGAAUAAGGUCAAUUUGAUUAAAAGCUAAUGGUAUUAUUUUCCGAUAUAAAUCUCUGAUCCAGAAGCACAAAAGGACGGCACAGCAGUCGGAUUUGUUUCCUGAAACAAAAUCUGACUCCUCGGAUGUGCCUGUCUACCAAGUCAUCUGAGAUGUGGAUGUACAGCCCUGUAUUUUGUGUCUGAAUUCAAGCUAACGCUAUUUUCUCCCUCUUCCCGCUCGCUUUCCUGCCUCUGCAAGCUGGUCUGGAGCUCUCUAAUGAAAGCUCUGGAUCGGCUGAACCCUGCGUCUCUAACGCUGUCCUGUCUCUUCGCACUGACCUUCCUCUCUUAGAUUGUCAGCAGCUUGCUACCUUUGCAGCCUACCUUCAAGUAGCGGGGGGAGAUCCUCUUGUUAAAGUCAGGUAAUAACCUCUGUUCUUGCUGAUGGAGGAGUGUGUUUUCAUCAGUAAUCGAUAUUGCAAGUCGGCCAUGAAAAGACCCGUGGCUGUGGAUAUGAACUUGAACUAGCGUCGUACAGAUGUUUAUGGUGUUGGAGAAUCUGCAACUGCCUGCUUACUAGGGAGCAAAAAUCUGGCAACUCCGUCCAGUAAUGAAUAGCUUUAAUGUGCAAGCUAGGCUGUCAAUGAAGAUGUGGGGCUUCUAGGUUCUUUUGUUAACUCUUGUGGAUCAUAAACACUUGAAUGUUAGCUUUAUACUACUAAAAAGCAGGAUUGACGUGGGAAAUUCAGUAUGGAGAAAAACUAGCUCCAGAUAUAGUGUGGCUAUUCUUCUUAUGGCCAUGUUCAGAUUUUUACCUUCCAGGAACCUUGUUGCCUCUAAAAUAAUUACCGUAGGUGGAAAGUGCUGGAGGCAAUGCUAGUUUUGGCAGAAUCUGGAAAAAGAUCAAUGACAUAGUCAACCCUGCUUUUCCCUAUGCUGCACUCGCUCUCCCUGGCCUUCAGCAUCGUCCUGUGGUUGCUAUGAGGAGGAUCUGAGACCAUGCUAACUAUGGCCAUGGCUUGUAUUCUAAAGGAACUGAUAUUUGGGCAUUUGAAUUAAGAAUCUGGUAAAUAUUCUCCCACUAAUCUUGGAAGCUUGAGCAAAAGAACACACGCAGUCCCGGCAGGCUUCCCUGAGAUGCGGAAUCCUUGGUCUCUCAAAGUACCUGGAAGAAUGCGUGUAGUCUAUUGUGGAAAUGUGUGACAGUUACUUUGGGGGAACGUCAAGUGAUUUUGAAAAAGAUUCUUUGCAUAUUUCUUUUUUUUACUUGGGCCUGGACUCUACAGAGGACAUUGAUUCAAACUAGCUGUGGAAGCAGCCUAGUGUGGUUCUUAGAUUUGAAACCCCCUAUGGAAACGUGCUCUCCGAAAGCACCAAACGUUAGGGUAGAUUUUUAAUAAUAGAUUUUUUGAUAACGUUUUGUGAUUUAUAGCGGGAGAACUAAUGUAAUUUGAACUUUGGGACUAGUUUGAAAUCAAUGUCUGCUCAUCAGGACCCAGCAUGUGAGCUGACCACACCGUCUCCUACCUCUGCUUGCCACGAACCUUUUACUUCACCGGUUUACGCUCACGCAUUCUCCAUUUUCCUUUUGGUUUCCUUCUCUCUUUUUUGUUGUUGCCUGCAUGUGAAAGACACGCCCACAGUUGACCUGCAUGUUACUGGAGAGUGUGUCUUUCCCCUCCCCUCUUCUCUGAUUGGCUGUCAUGUGCAUGGCACGCGAUCCAGGGACUGGUACUUAUGAGCCGUUCGCUUCCUGCACCAGCUGCUCUUCCUGUGUCGCCAUGAGUCCAGGCUUUUUGCUACAGGAGAGGCUUUUUGUCAAUAAAACUAAACGGGGGAAAAAGAGGCGAUUAUAAUAACAAUAAUAACAAUGGUGAUGUCAACAAAAGGAGAGGCUUUUAAACACACUGCCUGCAUCUGGCUUUUGGACACUAACCAAUUUUUCGCACCUUCUUAUUUGAACUAACUUGGCUUUUCAACCCUGGCGUGCAAUUUUUUUUUACAUCUCACUCACUGAUAUAGCAUUUUGGUUAUUUAUCUAUAUGUUAAUGCAAAUUUUGAUAAUUUCUUUUGUUUCUCCAUUUUGCAGUAAUAUAGUUGCGCCCGGAUGUGGAGUGUCCAACAAAGAAUGCGGUCGCACGACCAACUUCAAAUUCAGUACGGCAGCAACAGCUAGCGUUGCAUGGCCAUUUGGACUUAUGAAAACCACUUGGAGGUGAUUUUUUAAACAAAAACAGGACCUAUUCCUCUUAGCAUACAAACACUACAGCAUGAAUGUCACGCCAGAACAAAAAAUAGUUUUAUUUUUCAAGCGCUGCUGCAGGAAGAUGAUACUCACAAGUACCCAGAAGCCCAUUGCUGCCUUCCUUCUUUAGCGAUCAAGAUUUUGAUUGGCUGCAAAACUCUGAAAUAAAUGGGGAGGGGUUGUUUUUCAACACAGCGUACUGCAAAUAAUUUUAUUUGAAUUUAUCUUGCGCACUUUUAAUAUAAGGGUAUUUCACUUUGGCUUCCUUUUUUUACAUUAAUCUUGGACAGGUUUGUAGUGCUUUGGUUUGUGAGUCAUAUUAAAGGUAUUCAUUAAUAGGAAUAGAUUUUUAUUUUAUUUCAAGCGACCUUCUGUGCACAAGGCACAGGGAAAUGAUGCUCCCAAAUUCUAAUCGUACUACAAACCAGAGUUCUACCUGCUGUGCUUCAGUGAGUUAAUCCAUGAGUAUAUUAAUAAGCUUUUGUUAUUUUUAUGUUUAUCAUAAUUAUUAUUGUUGUUGUUAUUAUUUACUGAUGUUAUACUGCCAUGUUCUAAACAAAAUCCAGGGUGGACAAAUUCUGGGCUUUUCAUGUAUUAUUAUUCUUAGGAAUAGUUCAAAGUAACAAGGCGAAACUUGAUGCGAUUCUGGUUUAAAUGGUAACAGGCACUUGAAAACCAUGAAUAAAAUAAUUCGUAUUUCCAAUUUCCAAUGCCAUUCCAGAAUCUGUGGAGUUACAUUCAGGCGGGAUCACUGAUGGACAGAAUUCUUUGCAAAUGCAGCAGUUAAAUUCCAAAUUGGAAUGGUGUCAUUCUCUCUUCGUUUAUCGUGCCAAAUCUUGGUACAUUUAGGUUUUAAAAAUGAGAAGAAAAAAAACGAGAGGUGGUAGAAGACCGUGUGUAUUUGGUUUGUGAUUCCUGCGCCUUGUUUUGUUUCGUUUUCUCCAUUUUGACCAGUAGUGCCUUUCAUUAUUUCAAGGGAGAAUUGUAGACUAGGUAGAUUCUUUUUAAUGAAGUAGUUUGUCACAAAACUUUAGUUUAAAAGGAAUUUAGGAGCAAUAAAUGCAAAGAGAAUAGUCCUUUUUGCCUGAAUAUGAUCAUAGUCAUAUAAUUAGAUAAGAAAACAAAUUGUGUUGAAUUCUGUAGGUCAGUGAUCCCAUUCGCUUGCGGAAUUGCUAAUUCAGGGGUAUAGUGAAACGUAUUUUUAUCAAACUGGGAACCAAAAGUAAUCACUUUGGCCUCCUAAUGAGUAAAAUGGUUCAGAUCUAACACAUUUGUGGGUGCAGGACAAUAUACUAUUUGAAAUAUUUACGUAUCUAUAGCUUUGUAUGGUGAAGGUAACGUGAUAUCAAUAGUAUUGUUGGCACAUGUGCAAGAGAGUGGUUUUUCUUCCUUUUGUUGGUUUAUUUUUUUCAUUUCAUUUUGUUUAAAUGUUAAUUUUUAUACAUCAUCUAAAAGUGUUGUUAUUUCAGUAAACAGAAAGCAGAUUUCGCAUCAACAAGCUUGUGCCAUGUCAGCGAUGACGUUUGUUGAGGCAUUAAAAUGUCAAGUUAUUGAUAUGGUUGGGAAGUUUAAAAUUAAGUGCAAUUCAAAUGCUGUUUUACGUGGAAAAUUAAAGUUUUCUGUUUGCUGGAAGGGAUAGCAUUGUGAUACUAGCCGUGCAGACUAUAUUGUCAUAUUCUGUUACAGUAUUGACUCAUAUGAGAAUUUGAUACCUUUAUAUAAAAUAAUGACUUCAUCUGUGUUGGUAUUUAUUUGAAAUGACGUCAUGCAGUACUGUAUUACUUUAAUGUGCAUUAUGAUUAGUGGCAAAUUGAUCUCAGUUUAAUGUCAUGCAUGUACUUCAGUCAUGGAACCUUUACACGCAGCUGAAAACAAAUCUAAAACUCUGAAAAUGUAACUUUAAAAUAAAUAAGAAAAAAAUGAACAAAAAAAAAAAACUUUAGGCAUUAAUGUAUUAUUGCGAACUAAUCCAAAAAAAAGUUUUGUUUUCUCUAGAAAGGCUGUCUGUCUGUGUAAAGGUAGUCAUACUGGCUAAAUCAAUAAAUGUGACUAAAAAGUC